This is a messenger RNA of Ambispora gerdemannii, 435 nucleotides long. NCBI's taxonomy places the organism in Eukaryota, Fungi, Glomeromycota, Glomeromycetes, Archaeosporales, Ambisporaceae. The record is from the annotation of a GenBank genome assembly.
AUGGAUAAAUUAAUUAAUAAUACGGAAAAAGAACUGUUGUCUUCCUCUACGACACCACAAACUCAUACACACCACCAGCGCCCAACCUCAAUUCCUUUUUCCUGCUCGUUAACAACAGACCACAAUCGUAUGCAAGGCCCACAAAGACGCCUUUCUUACGACCGAAACCUAUAUAAACGUGACAUGUAUAUACGUUCAUAUUCGGACCAAAGUUCGACAUCCAGUUCAGCCACCAUUAACAACUUGCCCACUUCAUCAACAACCCUGGUUGAAUCUCAGAGUUUUGAAGAUCACUCGAACGGAUUUUCUAGUCCGAAACUCGCACCGAUGAUAAAUAAUAAUCAGCAAAAACGUGAUGUGUCGCCGCUUAGAGAACCGAAAUCUGAUGAAGGGAAACAUAUUACUGAGAAGUUCUUGUUUAAAAAGGACUGGUAA